This is a messenger RNA of Parnassius mnemosyne (clouded apollo), 3368 nucleotides long. Lineage: Eukaryota; Metazoa; Arthropoda; Insecta; Lepidoptera; Papilionidae. The record is from the annotation of a GenBank genome assembly.
GGAAGUGCACUAUGAAAACUAUCGUUCAGAGAGACUGGCUCGCAAUGGACAAGUUCCUAAACGACACACAUCGACGGAGAGUGGUUUGAGUGAAGCCGAUUCAAAUGGUCAUAAUGGGUCUAAUGAAGAUUCUUCUGAACGCGAACGUGCGCUACGUGAAAAGGAAGCUGAAUUACGUCGUAUGCAAGAGAUGCUGGAACAAAUGCAGCGUCAGAUGCAGCUUCAAGCGGCUGCCAGCACUACCACCGCAUAGUGCAUGCAAACCCAACAGUUGGACACUAGUACCGCUGUCCAACUGGCGAACGCUUGCGACGUCGUCAACUCGAUACUGCGCGCCAUUCCGUACUGCAUCACUUCCAACUAAUAUACUGUUAUUAAUGGGAAUGUCUUCACUUAAUAUCAAAUUAUUACAAAAGCAUUCUCACAUAGAUCAUAUAAAUUACAUUGCUUGUAACAAAUUUUAAAUAUUUUGAUUUUUGUAUGAACAAUACUGAUAGUAUUCCAUUGAAGGUGUUACCAAAACUGAGAUUGUUGAUUGAAACUGAUUUAAAAAAAAUACUAUUGAUAAAUGUACUAGAAGGUGAUUUUUGUCUUUGACGGCAUAAAUUUAAGUGUAUCAUUUUAAAUAAAUAACUCUUAUAUAUUUAAUUAAAUUGAUAAAUUAUAUAACUCAGCCUACAACAUAACACAAACCUUCUAUAUUUAUGUAUUAUAUUAAUAUCAAUUAUGUGAAUAUACCAUGAUAAAUAUCAGUUUGUAAGUAAGUAAAUAUUCACUACAUUCAUAAAACGACGGUGAUCACUUAUCAUCUGGUGAGCCUUAUGCUCGUUUGCUUCCUCUUCUAUGAAAAAUUAUAAUAAUAAAAUCAUUAGAAUCAGAGGAAAAAAUCUCUUUUAGGUAGAAUGUCCGAAAAUAGAACAUUUGUGAAAAAAAAUUAAUUUACGUUUAUGUUUUGAAUGUAUGAUGGAAUAUGAAGAUUUUACUGCUAUUAUCAUUUACGUUUUAAAUCUAUAUGUUAAUUACUUACAGAGAAGGUAAUAGCAAUCUCUGGGGGAGGCCUAUGUUCGCCAGUGGACUUGUAAUAGUCUGCAAAUCCUAUAAAGGUUCUCUUAUCGAACGAACAUUACGUACAUGUAGAUUGAAAUAGAAAACUCAUAUUUAUUCAAUAUGAGUUUUCUAUCUCGCUUUUUUGUAGGUUGCCAGCAUUAAAUAUUCUGUGCAAUAAAUUUAUCAUCAUUCCUAAGGUGAUAUUAUAUGAUUGACAUUGAAUGAAUGAACGAAAAAAAAUAGAUUGCAAUGUUUAAUCUACAUAUAGGUUCCUAAUAUAGUCCAGCGUCAAUUGAUAAGAAUAAUGUUAUAUUAGCAAAUAAUUAUAGCAAUCUCGAAAGCCUUGAAUAUGGCACUAAAUAUAAAGUAAUACAAUUCAAUAUAUUAUUAUAUUGCAAUAACUCUCUGAAAUAAAAGUUCUAAGAGUAUGUUAAUGGUUAUUUUUAAUUUCUAUAAUUCAAUUUAGAAUAAGCAAUACCAUAUAAUAUACACUUUGGAGCAUAUACUAUCAUAAAAAUGAGGCCAUUACCAUAAUCUACAAUAUACCUUUGAAUGUACUUACCGAGUAAAAUCUUAUAAUUUAACUGGAGUUAAAAGAUAUAUUUUCACUUGUUGCUUAUUGCACUGGAUCCUAAUUAUUUUCUUCUUUAUGUUUAGUAUAUGCUCUUUGGAUUUUACGAAUAAUUACUAUUCUGUAUUCAAUUUUAGUAUUUACAUUAUAUUUUAUAUAGUUAGUAGUAAUAUUUUUAUGAUUACAGUAAAUUAGUGUAACCAUUUUAUUAAUACAGAUACAAUUUUAUACAGAACUAAGAUUUAAAAUUAUUAAAGACAUCCCUUUCAAAUGAAGGGAAUAUUCAUUUAUUCUUUGACUAGAAUUUUGUGCAUAUAUCCAUAAUUUUUUUACUAUUAUUACUUUCAGUAUUGAUCUUAUUUAUAAAUUUUAUUUGUGCCAUUGAACCUUGAAAUUUUUGAUCUGUAUUUCACUAUGAAAAUGGGAUAAUAAGUUGGUAAUACAAAUCUUAAUAAUUGCUCUCUUAAUAAUAUUUUCGCAAAAAAACUAAGUUCUUUAUAGUUUUCACUUUGUUUCUCAUUUUCAUUAGGUUUUAUUGAGAUGACUGAUUAAUUUUCCAUUAUAUAACCUAGUAUUCUCGAAUGAAUGUAUUAUUUUAAUUUUAUUUAGAAUUAGUUUAAUUAUGACAUUGUAAUAUUCCAAAUUUAUCUUAUUUUUAUUUGAAAUUAUUGAUUUGCAAUUGGUAUUAUUGGUGAAUACAAUCUGAUUGGCUUGUCUGGUGAUUAUUAAAUACGUAUUGUCUAUCAACAGUACUUAAACACAAAACACUAAAAUAUUGUUUACGCGUAACUAUUUCGAAAUCAAUUUAAUAUCGCACAACCUAAACGCCUAAAUAGCUCAAAUUAUCAUUAUAACCUUUGGUCAAUAAAUACUAAUAGUAUUUACUCAUCAAUAAUAAAUAUCACAGUAAUUAUUGAUUGAAUUCAACUAUUUUAAACAUUUUCGUUACCUAUAUAAAACAUGUGCUUAAACUUCAUAAUAUAUUGCCGAUGUAUGUUCGUUUUUUUUUUGGAUCUGGACUUGAAUGGUAUGUUGAAGCAAAAUUCUUUAUCUAUUUAUUGCUAUUAUUAUUUUGCAAAGUACGUCUAAAAUAAUUUUGUCAGUUAGUGUAGAGUGCAAGUUGUUUUUUUAUUUGUCCUAUCUUGGUGGAUUCAAAAACGACCUGCUAAAAUAAAAAAAGUAAUUAAUCAAUAUCCAAUUAUGUGGGGAAACUGCAAAUCACAUUAUCAACAAAACGCUUUUUAAAUUUUUAAUUUUACAUAUAAAUAAAAAUAUAAGACAUAUUAAUAUAAAUUGAUAUUGAAAUAUCUGUGGAGGCAAGGGUUUUGCUUUAGCAAUCAAAUAACAAGUAUCUAGUAUAAAAUAUAAACUAUCUAUUUCGAAAUAAUUAUCACAUCCUCAUGUUUAACAUCCAGUUAAUUGAAUGUUUCAUUGAGGAAAUGAAUGAAUGAAUAAAAUUCUCCAUUUGGUGCAUUUAUUAUUCUAAGUAUAAAGAACAAUAACUUUAUCGAAUGAAGAGCUGUAAACUGUAAGAAUAUUACACAUGGAAUUUAUAUUUGUUAAACAGCUAGACUUGAGUCUGGGUUGAUCUUUUUUAGGUUUUAAAUUGGUGCCAAAGCUCUUACAACAAAAGUUUGGUUCAACUUUUCGAAUAUCAUCGAAUUCUAUUGUCCAUGAUAAUGAUAACCAAAUAUUGUAUGUAUUGAAAACUAUGUAAUCAUAUUUUUAUAUUAAAACAUUGAAAUAUAUA